AAUCAUUUUUCAAAGCACCGGUACUGUUCCUAAUCUAUUCAUCCAUAUUCAGUGCAAAUUUUCAACGGGCACUGUUCUUGCAUUCUUCUGUGAUUUACAUGGCCAGCCGCGCUUUCAGGAGACAAAAAUAGGCAAGCUUAAAGGGAUGGGGGGAGGGGAAAGGAGGCCGGUUGAGAGGGCCACAUGGAAGAAAAGAUGAUGGAGGCGCAGAAGAGGAGGUCGAUGAUCGAGGCAGGUCUUCUACUUCAUCUUCUCCCGCCGCCAUUCAUUGCAAAUAUUAUUGGGCUGCAAUUGCGAGUCCCAUUUCUCCAAUGACCUAGCGACAUCGGUGGAAAAAUGCAAUCCAAUCCCACUCGCCAUAUAAACCACGCCGCGAGGCGCCCCUGUCGCGCACCACGGGCGGGGAGUGGCGAGUGGAGGAUCGAAGGUCCAGGAACGAGGAAUCGGAGUGAAGAUUAGAAGGGCACGACAGUGCAGAGAAAAAAUCGUGGGUGGACGCAGCUAGGAUGACCCGAGACUGAAAUUGAUUGGAUAGGGAAGUUCCUUGACAAGAAAAAGGGGUGACGGAGGAGAAGGUGGGGAGGUGUUUGGAUUGGAAGAAACGAAGCUCAAACCCAAAGUUGCUAUUGCCUGUUUGGCUGUUUCGAUCUGGCACUGUCUUUAUGAUACAACUCUACCGUGGAGAGAUCAUGGAUACAAAUGAAUAUGGCUGCAAUCAAGAGAGCAAGGAGGAAAAGUACUUUAUCAACCAUCACUUGAGCUUUAGUUAGAAUCAUGUUUCACAGAGAUCAUGAGGCUGGCUCUGCUCAAAUUGUCAGGUUUGAGGUUUCUCCAAACAGGUGUUGUACCAAUUUCCUGACUGCCUUUGUUCAACUUUCUUUACUGUUUCUGUUAUGACCCUUUUUCAACCUGUGUUCUUGCUUCUAAACUAGUUUGUUUGCAAUUACAUAUUCUUCAUUUGAGUUUGCAACUGAAUAAUCCUCUUAGAAACAGGGGGAAAGGGGAGGGUCCACUUUGAGCUUGGCUAAGGCACUUUGUGAGCUUCAGUUGGAAUUGCACCAGCAGUCUUCAAGUUUUGAGGUGGUUGAAGUUGGAAGAAAAACAGAAUGCAGGACUAUUGUAGAAGCUAAGGGUGUGGAUUUCUUAAUUAUUGAACCCUGCUUCCAAUCCACAAGGUGAAAAGGAUGCUGUGUUUGUCAGAUGGUGACGAGAAGAAGGUGAAUGAGUUUUAAAAGAUUGUUGAAGCAGUUGGAGUAGAAGAAGCAGAAUGCUUGAGGAGGUUCUGUGGGAGGGUGUUCAGGUCCCCUACUUUGUUUGAGGAUAUGGUCAAAUACAUUAUCCUUUGUAACUACCACAGGGGAAACAGGGAUGAGUGAGCAAGGGAAUCAAUUGGGUUAGCUAGGGUUCAUAAUCAAUGACAAGACAGAAAGGAGGAAACAAUAGAGAGAGGAAAUCUGGCAACUAAACUGGCUAGAACUCAAGUCAACUCUCACAGAUGAGUGGAGGAGAUCUGGAGUAUCAGCGUUUUCUGAAGGAGAGAGCAUUUUGACGUGGAUUGGCACAAUUGAAGGUGGGAAAGGAACUAUGUACGCGGGUUUAUCAUACAAACUUUCCCUGCAAUUCCCAUUGGACCACCCUUUCAAGCCACCUCAAGUCAGGUUUGAAACCAUGUGCUUCCAUCCGAAUGUUGAUCAGUUUGGGAAUGUUUGCCUUGAUAUUCUUCAGAUAUCAAAUUAAGCAAAUAUAUUGGUUUUCAGUUAAAACCAUUUGCUCUUAACGGCAUGAGAAUAAGAUUGGGAAAAGAAACCUUUAUUUGCUUCUGUUAUAUUCAAGCGUUUGAACCUAUUGCCUUGGUGGAUAUUGGAAUUAUAACAUAUUUUUAUUUUUCAUAGUAUAGCUUUACUACUGAACCAAGGGAUCAUUGGUAGUGGAAUUUUUAUAUAAAUGUUUAUUAAUUAAAACUCAUCUUAAUGUUGUAACAGGACGAAUGGUCUUCUGCUUAUGAUUGCAAAACCAUUCUAUUGUCCGUUCAAAAUCUAUAAGGAGAUCUGGUUUCUCUUCCUUUCAUAUUUAAUCCAUGACACUGGUGGUUGAAGAUUGAACCCUGUCAUUUCCCAUAUCAAAUUUAAUCCUUGGUGCUGUUAUUUAUGAUUGCGUUUGAAGAUUAAGUUUCAGAGUUUAAUGUUCCUAGGUUGACUACUGCUUAUUGACCUAAAUUAGGUUUUAUGUACUAUGAACAUGCAUUAAACUUUAAGGAAUUUGAUUAUUAGGAAAAGAAACUUUGCAUUCGUAUACCAUACAAUCUUAUUCUUGCACGGAAUCGCAACACUCAAACCUUUUAUUAUAUAACUAUUGAAAUAAGCUUAACAGUCAUGAUUCUUUAUGCUUAUUCUAUCAGUUUCCAUUUCCUCUUCACAAUUACAACACUAGCUACAAGAUUGAAAACCUUUGUUAGUUAAUUCCUUGCUGUUACUACUGCCUAAUAUGUUCAGCUCAUGAGCUGAGAAGGAUCUCUCUGUGGUUCCCUGAGCUCCCUGAGAAUUAGUUCUCUUCAAUGCCAUUCAAGUAGACUUCAAAAGAAAACAUUCUCAUCAAUAAGUAGAAAUGUGGGGAUUUGGUAUAUGCAAAUGAAGAGAGGGCUUGUAAAGGAAGUUGUCCAGUUAUUCGUUUUUGGUGUGGAGGGAAUUGGAUGCAGACUAGAGGGCAAAAAUUUAGAG
This is a messenger RNA of Rubroshorea leprosula, 2717 nucleotides long. NCBI's taxonomy places the organism in Eukaryota, Viridiplantae, Streptophyta, Magnoliopsida, Malvales, Dipterocarpaceae. The record is from the annotation of a GenBank genome assembly.